Messenger RNA from Alternaria postmessia, 735 nucleotides. RefSeq lists its product as uncharacterized. The record is from RefSeq and is a predicted model, not a curated record. The transcript has 3 exons. Lineage: Eukaryota; Fungi; Ascomycota; Dothideomycetes; Pleosporales; Pleosporaceae. The coding region runs from base 1 to 735 and encodes 244 amino acids.
AUGAAGUUCUUCGCUGUUGCUGUCGCCCUGUUGCCCGCACUUGGGUCAGCACAUACAAUUGCUCAGCGCGUCAGGAUUAACGGACAGGACCUUGGUCAAGGCAAUGGUAUCCGCGUUGCGCCUUCCAACAACCCCAUCACGAACGUCAAUGAUGGUAACAUUGCUUGCAAUUCUGGUGCUUCUUCCUCCAGCAAGGUCAUUGACGUCAAGCCUGGAGACAGGGUUGGUGUUAACUGGGGUCAUGUUGUCGGCGGAGCACAAUUCGCAAACGAUCCCGACCACCCAAUCGCCAAAUCUCACAAGGGUCCGGCUAUCUUCUAUAUGGCAAAGGUCUCAAAUGCUGCCUCUGCCUCCCCCUCUGGCCUCCAAUGGUUCAAAGUCUCUGAAGACGGCCUCGACAGCUCGGGGAACUGGGGUGUCGACAGAAUGAUAAACAAUGGUGGAUGGACGGAGAUGACAAUGCCAUCUUGUGUUGCGCCCGGUCAGUAUCUUCUCAGGGCUGAGAUGAUCGCAUUGCACAGCGCUAGCACGACUGGUGGUGCGCAGUUCUACAUGGGCUGCGCGCAGAUCAACGUCUCCGGAUCGGGAUCGAAGACCGGAAAUACGGUCAGCUUCCCUGGUGCCUACAAGGCGGAUGAUGCAGGGAUCAAACUCAGCAUCUAUAAUGCUCAGGGUCAGCCCAAGGGAAACGGAACGCCAUACAAGAUUCCUGGCCCUGCGGUGCUGCAAUGUUAG